Messenger RNA from Microthlaspi erraticum, 312 nucleotides. NCBI's taxonomy places the organism in Eukaryota, Viridiplantae, Streptophyta, Magnoliopsida, Brassicales, Brassicaceae. The record is from the annotation of a GenBank genome assembly.
AUGGCGUUCUCGGCCUAUGGGUCGAGAGAGGGGGUGGGUCCACACCGCCGAGUGAUGCCGAGGACAAAGGAUAUUGGAAAUAUUGUGUUGUCAAACAGUUUCGGAAGGUUAGGAGAAGAUCUUGAUUUCCAAGAUUCGCGCCAAACAAAUGAGGAUAAUAAGGAAAAUAGGGACCCACAUAAUCUAGACAAUGAAGUGUUGAGUGGGACGCAAGGGUUUGUUGGCGGGACGAGUAAAGCGGAGUUUCAAAGAGGAAGUAUCGAUAAGAAGAUGGGGAGAAAUAAGGCAUUGGGUGAUACGCCCCUGGACUAG